AACUCCAUUGGUGGGCAUUUUGGGAGGUUUUAGUUACAUAAUUUAGAUUGAGUUUAGCAUAUAACUACGUUUACACUGAUUCACAGCCAAGUCAAAAUCUGGUAUUCAAACUGUAUUAAGCAAUAGAGCCAAGUCUCUUUGAGUACUGUUUUUCUCAGUACAGGCUUCCUCUGUUCAGUUUACAUAAGACACUCACUUUCCUACCCCAGACAUGAACAAAAGAAGAAACUGAUGGCUGGAGGAGGAUUUUCAGAUGCAGGCAGCCUGAAGAGGGCUCAUCUUUACGAGUACAACACUACUCUUUAUUUCAUAGUUGCUUGCAUUGUUGCAGCCUCUGGAGGAUCUCUAUUUGGCUAUGAUCUUGGUGUUUCUGGGGGAGUGACUUCCAUGGAUGAUUUCUUGAAGGAUUUCUUCCCAAAAGUGUACCAAAGAAAGCAACAACAUUUAAAAGAGACAGACUACUGUAAAUAUGAUGAUCAGAUUCUAACACUGUUUACAUCUUCAUUAUACUUUGCGGGUCUUAUUUCAACAUUUGGAGCUUCGUAUGUGACCAGAAACAAAGGCAGGAAAGCCUCCAUUCUGGUUGGAGCAGUGAGCUUCCUUCUGGGAGCACUAAUGAAUGCAUUUGCAGUCAAUAUCUUGAUGCUCAUCAUAGGAAGAAUUUUACUUGGUAUAGGCGUUGGAUUUGGCAAUCAAGCAGUUCCUUUGUAUCUUUCAGAAAUUUCACCAGCAAAAAUCAGAGGAACAGUUAACCAACUGUUUCAAUUAACAACAUGUUUGGGGAUUCUAGUAGCAAACUUGAUUAAUUAUUUUACUGAUAAACUUCAUCCAUGGGGGUGGAGAUUAUCUCUUGGUUUAGCCAUGGUGCCAGCGGGGAUAAUGUUUUUUGGUGGCCUUUGCCUCCCCGAGACUCCGAACAGCCUUGUAGAACAAGGCAAACUGGAACCAGGAAGACAGGUGUUGGAGAAAAUCAGAGGUACCCCCAACAUUGAUGCUGAGUUUGCCGAUCUUGUCAAUGCCAGCAAUGCAGCUCGUGCAGUAAAGCACCCCUUCAGGAAUCUCCUUCAACGCAAGCAUCGCCCCCAAUUGAUAAUAGGGGCCUUGGCAAUUCCAGCUUUCCAGCAAUUAACAGGCAUGAAUUCAAUACUCUUCUAUGCUCCAGUCAUAUUUCAGAGUUUGGGUUUUGGUUCAUCGGCAGCUCUCUAUUCAUCCAUCAUAACCGGUGUAGCUCUUGUCCUCGCUGCAAUUAUAUCAAUGUUUUUUGUGGAUAAAUUAGGCCGAAGAGCUUUCUUUAUAGAAGCUGGAAUUGAAAUGAUUUGCUACAUGAUAAUUGUGGUUGUAGUUUUGGCUCUGGAGUUUGGAGAAGGAAAGGCCCUCCCGAAAGCAGUAGGCGCCGUCCUUGUAAUCAUCGUCUGCUUAUUCGUCGUGGCCUAUGGUAGGUCUUGGGGUCCUCUGGGUUGGUUAGUUCCAAGUGAGAUCUUCCCUUUGGAGACAAGAUCAGCUGGUCAAAGUAUGGUGGUGUGUGUAAAUCUCCUCUUCACGGCUUUAAUAGCACAAUGCUUCCUCGCAUCACUGUGUCAUCUCAAAUAUGGAAUUUUCUUACUGUUUGGUGGCUUGGUUUUCAUCAUGACCUGCUUCAUUUACUUCCUACUGCCUGAAACUAAGCAAGUUCCAAUAGAGGAAAUUUAUCUUCUAUGGCAAAACCACUGGUACUGGAAGAAGAUAGUAGGAGAAACAGAGGAUGCAGGAGAGUUGUAGGAAAUGAAACUUGAAGGGUAGUCAGGGACUUAAAGUCUUCAAUUUCCUUGGAAGAAUAUCUAGUGCAGGGCUGAAUUCAAACCGAGCCGAGCUCGAGCUCGGCUUGGUUUGCAUAUAAUAUAGCUCGAGUUCAAGCUCGUUGCAACUAACUUAAACUCGGUUCGAAUUCGGCUCGACUCAACUCAUUUCGAGCUCGAGCUUUUAAGUAGCUCAUUAUUAAAACAACAUCGUUUUAAUAUAUAUUAAUUGAAACGACAUCGUUUUGUAUCUAAAUUUUUAAUUCGUAAAUUUGACAAACAGUUCGAGCUCGAGCUUGAGCUUGGUCGAGUUUGUAUAAGACUAACUCAUUUUGGACUCGUUCGAAUUAAGUUUAAUUCGAAUCAACCCUAACCUAACGUUAGAGAUUUCUCAGCUAUAUUCUGUAUCUAAACGCAUUAUUUUAAUAUAAGCUUUCAGAAUAGUCAUUUUAAUAGGAAA
Molecule: messenger RNA, 2235 nt
Organism: Mangifera indica (mango)
Lineage: Eukaryota; Viridiplantae; Streptophyta; Magnoliopsida; Sapindales; Anacardiaceae
Product: sugar transport protein 14-like
Biological process (GO): monosaccharide transmembrane transport
Cellular component (GO): membrane
Molecular function (GO): monosaccharide transmembrane transporter activity
Source: RefSeq, a predicted model, not a curated record